AUGCCCAGCGGCAAGUGGUUCCGUCGACGGCCUCAGUCGCCUGUCACGCCAACGAUGCCCUCGCCUAUGGAGCACAAAUAUCCCCGUCCGUCAUGCUUGUCCCCUACCAAAAGCAGGAUGAAACCUCGUGACGAAGGCACAAAGGCAUCUGAAGUUUCUUAUUUUGAAUUCGCAGGCGAUUACGACGCGUUGGGAACCAAAUCGACAGACUCGUCUAGAGACGCCAAAGGAGAGUAUAUCGUCCCCAGCCGCCUAUCCACACCUACAAGAGACAGCGAAUAUUUCAACGACUAUGAAGCGUCAGUGACGAUUGUGGACACCGGAACAGGCUCUUUUGCUUCCAGCCGCCCUUUCAUCCCGAGGAAAGACAGUGAAAUAUUUGAUGACUAUGACUGGACGGCUACCGAAUCAUCAGUCACAUUCGACGGCACGAAAACAGAAUCCGUCGUCUCCAGCCGCCCGUCCACGUCCACCCCGACAAGAGAUAGUAAUGCCUUUUACCACCCUAACCAAGCGGCCGUGGAUGCCGACGGGGAACAGAAGCCCAUAUUCAGAAACAACAAGGACAGGUGGAACAACGUUCAGACACCGCUUCACCCGAGACCUACCACACCCGAGGCAGUUCCACUCCCAUCACUCAAUUUAUCGCCUCCGGAUCAGACAUGGCACUCUGUGGUCGCUGCAUGGCAAAUUAUGAGAUUCGCACAACUUUACGGGUUUGACCUUGCGUACCUGGCUCAUAUUUACAGGGAUGCGAGCAGCAGCCUCCCCCUACCGCUGUCCAAGUUUCAAACGCGUUAUAAACCCGUCACCGGUCAGCUCCUCGCAUCGUACGGGCUGCACCGACUGUCUUCACCAUUAAAGCUGCCAUUACAUGAGACACUAUUGCAAGACGAUUAUACAGAAUACAGACGAGAGCCGGCCGAUGCGAAUAAUUUAUCAUACGGCCAAAUUUACACUUUCUACCGGAGCGUCUACAACCCAUCCGGGUCGGUCCACCUAGACCAUCAUCCUUAUUUCAGCCUUGGUCAGUCUAAUAGACGAGUUGACCGGGGCCUAGUUUUCGCGGCAUAUCGCAGAGCACGCGAGGGCAAAGAGCUUUGCGUAGAGCUCGUGGAACAGUUUGUCAACGACGUCGUGGAUCUGUACUUGUCAAACGGGUUAAAGUCCUUGCUCCUCGAUCCCAGAUCUCAAGGGGCAGAAAUUCUAGGCACCACCGUAGGGUUAUAG
Metarhizium robertsii ARSEF 23 is the source of this 1230-nucleotide messenger RNA. RefSeq lists its product as uncharacterized. The transcript has a single exon. Bases 1 to 1230 code for a protein of 409 amino acids. The record is from RefSeq and is a predicted model, not a curated record. Lineage: Eukaryota; Fungi; Ascomycota; Sordariomycetes; Hypocreales; Clavicipitaceae.